Molecule: messenger RNA, 3354 nt
Organism: Telopea speciosissima
Lineage: Eukaryota; Viridiplantae; Streptophyta; Magnoliopsida; Proteales; Proteaceae
Product: putative pentatricopeptide repeat-containing protein At2g02150
Exons: 3
Coding region: 121-2424 (767 amino acids)
Molecular function (GO): protein binding
Source: RefSeq, a predicted model, not a curated record
AAACCCUAGUUGCUGGCAAACCAGAACUCUAAACCUCACAAAAUGGAAUGACUCUUCACUGUAAGUCUCUCGGCAAUCUGAGCUCCGGCAAUGGCACUAAUAGGAGUGGGUUCCUGAAAGAUGUUACUUCUCCUGCGCAAUAUCCACGGCAUUAGACGGAGGAAUUCUCGAAGAGUAAGCCACUUCUUAUCGAUUUCCUGCACUAAUCGAUCGCUUAGUGUCUUUAACAGGUUUCCAUCUCAUGGUCUCAUAAGAGUUUCCCCUUUACCGUCCACUGUGUUUAACUGGUUCACUAAUUUCCUGUAUGUGAUUCGAUUCCCUUUUACAACCGACGCCAAACCUGACAACUUCGGCGAAGAUUUGGACAGAGAAUCGAUUCGUAAGAUCUUUCGGGAAGAACAGUGGGACGAUGUUAAGGUCUUGAGGUUGUUUGGUUCAGUCUUAGCGCCAAUUAAAGUUUCCAGGUUAUUGGUAGAGCUAAAGGAAGACGCUCGACUAGCGCUGAAGUUCUUCAAUUGGGCUGGAAAACAAACGGGUUAUUGCCAUACAAGUGAAUCGUAUUGUAUUCUUGUACACAUAUUGUUUAGGGCCAAAAUGUACUUUAAUGCCCAAGAAGUUAUCAAAGCUCUGAUUUGUUCGAGGCAAGUUCCACCUGGGUCAGAUGUUUUUGACAUUUUGUGGUCGACUAAGAGUGUCUGCAAUUCAGGUUAUGGAGUCUUUGAUGCUCUGUUUGGUGUCUUGACGGAAUUGGGGUUGCUCGAAGAAGCCAGAAUGUGUUUUUCAAGGAUGAAAGGUUCCAAAUUAUUCCCAAAGUCGCGUUCUUGUAAUAAUCUCCUGCACAGGCUCUCUAAGUCGGGACAGGGAGACUUGUCAAGGAAGUUCUUUAGCGAAAUGCUUACAGCUAAAAUAGUCCCAUCGGUUUUUACUUACAAUAUAAUGAUAGAUUUGAUGUGCAAGGAUGGGGAUUUGAAAUCAGCAAGAGGCUUAUUCACUCAGAUGAAAGAGUUGGGUUUGACACCAGACAAUGUCACAUACAAUUCUCUCAUUGAUGGACAUGGAAAGGUCGGACUAUUGGAGGAAGCUGUGAAUUUGUUCGAGGAAAUGAAGGAAGUAGGUUGUGAUCCUGAUGUGAUUACAUACAAUGCUUUGAUCAAUUGCUUCUGUAAAGAUGGAAGGAUGCCUCAAGCAUUUGUUUAUCUCCAUGAGAUGAAAAUAAAUGGGCUUAAACCCAAUGUUGUAACUUUUAGUACAUUUAUUGAUGCCUUUUGCAAAGAAGGAAUGAUGCAAGAGGCGAUCAAGUUUUUCGUCGACAUGAGGUUGGUUGGCCUUACUCCCAAUGAGUUCACCUAUACUUCUCUGAUUGAUGCAAACUGUAAAGCAGGAAAUCUAGCCGAAGCCUUGGAAUUGCUUAAAGAGAUGUUGCAUGCAGGAAACAAAAUUAACAUUGUUACCUAUACUUCUUUAGUAGAUGGGCUCUGCAAACAGGGGAAGGUAGAAGAAGCAGAAGAAGUUUUCAAGGCAAUGGUAAAAGAUGGGGUGGUUCCUAACCAGCUAUUCUACACUGCCCUUGUUGAUGGUUACUUCAAAAAUAAAAAGGUGGAGAAGGCCUUGGAUUUGUUAAAAGAAAUGAGGAGACAAUCCAUUGAACCGGACUUACUACUCUAUGGGACUGUUAUAUGGGGCCUUUGCAACCAAGGCAAGGCUGAAGAAGCUAAGAUUUUAAUUGGAGAAAUGAGGGAAAGUGGCGUAAAGGCAAACCAUGUCAUAUACACGACGGUCAUGGAUGCUUAUUUCAAGGCUGGAAAUACAAUAGAGGCUUUCAAUUUGCUACAUGAAAUGCAAGAUUCUGGUUUUGUUCCCACUGUUGUAACUUACUGUGCAUUAAUAGAUGGAUUGUGCAAAGCUGGAUCAGUUCAGGAAGCAACCUAUCAUUUUGGUAGGAUGGUAGAGAUAGGUUUGCAACCAAAUAUUUUGGCUUAUACAGCCCUAAUUGAUGGUCUUUGUAAAAAUAAUUGCUUUGAAGAAGCCAAUAAGUUGUUUGAGGAAAUGUUGGAGAAGGGUUUGACCCUAGAUAAAAUUGCUUACACAUCUCUGAUGGAUGGGAACUUGAAGCUUGGGAGGCUUGAUGAGGCAUUUGAUUUGAAGAACAGAAUGGUUGAUUAUGGUAUUGAACUUGAUUUGCAUUCUUACACGUCGUUGAUCUUGGGGCUAGCACGAUGUGGUGAACUUGAAAAAGCUAUGUGUGAGCUUGAUGAGAUGAUUGGGAAAGGUGUUGUUCCUGAUGAAGUUGUUUAUAGUUGUCUGAUAAGGAAGUAUCAGGAGAUGGGGAAAAUAGAUGAAGCAACUGAAUUGCAAAAUGAGAUGGCAAGAAGGGGUCUAAUCAAGAAAGAUGGUGAUUCUUCUGUACCAAAUGAACAAACCUAGGGUCUAUGCGUGUCCAUCACCGCUUUGUUGUUAUUAAUGAAUUCAGUGUGCCAAGAGCACAGUAACAUUUCACUUUCCAGAAGUACCCAAGCAAUGAGCAUAGAGGACAACAUGUCUGUGUUAUUGGCAAUCACUAGUGGAAAGAAUGAUAUUCAAUGCUGGUUUGCGGCUCCAACCUAUCCCUCGAUUCCCUUCUCAUUGGAACUGAAAAUGCCAGACUCCAUUCAAGCAUCUGCCACACAGAUUGAUGGGUUCCAUAGUGGCUGACAUAUGUGCAUUCAAUAUUCUUCUUCAUGCGGGAGUAAAACGAAAGGCCUCUGAUUUGUGCUUUGUGAAUUUGCAGAAGCUUUCCUUACAUGCAGCAAAGGUGAUUGAUUUCUCUAUCUGGUUCAUAUGGUUAUAGCCAUUCAAAAUAGAUAUGGAAUAAUAUUGGCUUAAAUGAAUGAGGUGUCUUUUGAUUUUGUAAUAAGCGAACAUGGGAAGAAGUUUGAGAAACAGGAAUCAGGUCAGACAUUUAUUAUAGCAAGCAUGCAGAUUGCAGACAUUGUGGAACACACCAAAAUGAUACAAUUUAACAUUUGUGAAUGGGCAGUAGUUAUGUGGAAGCUCUUUUUACUGGUGAGAAAUAGAUGGAAAAAGGAGUGAAUUUUAUAUUGGUUCAAUGAUUUUGUGUCCUAAAGAACCAUGGUGACAUUUUUGGAUUGUCGUAACUUAGAUUAUUAAUCGCACAAGGGAAAAGACCCUAACAGUACCAUAACAAGAUUGCAGAACAUAUUGUGAUCUUGAAAGCCUCUUACAAAAAACUCUGUAAUUAUAAAGAAUUUUGGAGAAAUGAAGCCAGUGUCUUACAUUGUGAUCUAUUGGAUGUCCUUGGAAAUCAUAAAUAUAUAUUACAGUUUUCAGAAAAUAAAGCAUUUAUGUUUGGAAGUA